CAGUUUUAACCCAUUUUACAAACCCUAAUAUUAACCCUGAAAAAGCCCUACCAUUGAAGAUUUCUCAUCUGCAGCUCAUUUUACACCGCGGCGGCCGAAGACGAACCAGACGAAGCUGUUCGGAGAGAUCAAUCGAUCAUGGGUAAGGUGCACGGUUCAUUGGCUCGUGCCGGAAAGGUGAGAGGGCAGACGCCGAAGGUGGCGAAGCAGGACAAGAAGAAGAAGCCCCGAGGCCGUGCCCACAAAAGAAUGCAGUACAACCGCCGUUUCGUCACUGCUGUUGUUGGCUUUGGGAAGAAGAGGGGGCCAAACUCAUCUGAGAAGUGAAGCUGAUUUUAUAGGUGACGAAGAAGCCUUUGCAUAUUGGACUACAUGUUUUUUCUUGCGUCAUUUUGUCACUAGCUAUAUAUGCUAAAAAUGACAUUUUGGAUUUGAUUUUGAACUUAUUUAUAUCUGCCUGUGGAAUUCAAUGAGAAUUUUAUUUUUCUGAAAAGUUGGAUUCUGUGA
Andrographis paniculata is the source of this 507-nucleotide messenger RNA. Its product is annotated as 40S ribosomal protein S30. The record is from RefSeq and is a predicted model, not a curated record. Lineage: Eukaryota; Viridiplantae; Streptophyta; Magnoliopsida; Lamiales; Acanthaceae. The transcript has 3 exons. Gene Ontology annotation, biological process: translation. Bases 139 to 327 code for a protein of 62 amino acids. Gene Ontology annotation, cellular component: cytosolic small ribosomal subunit; ribosome. Gene Ontology annotation, molecular function: structural constituent of ribosome.